Molecule: messenger RNA, 1580 nt
Organism: Dermochelys coriacea (leatherback sea turtle)
Lineage: Eukaryota; Metazoa; Chordata; Testudines; Dermochelyidae
Exons: 5
Coding region: 462-1580 (372 amino acids)
Source: RefSeq, a predicted model, not a curated record
CCAGUGGGCCAGAUGGGAUUCUGGGUGUAAGUGAAACUCAGGAGUUGGUAGUGGCUCAGCAGAGCGAUGCUUCUGUGGAGCAAGGCAAAGGUGAAUUGGUGCUUAGAAAGAUUCCUGAAGAGAAGAUUGUUCAGGGUGGUCUGUGCAAGCAAUUGGCUGCAACUGAAGGGUAUGGAAGUGAUUUAAUCAAGGAAGUUUCAGUUCCUCACAGCCAGACAUUUUCUGUUGUGAAUGGAUUCACUGACUUUCCUUUCGAAAGAUCCAGAGUGGAUAGCUUUGAGAAGGUCUCAGAUGGAGUGAAAGCUGUUAAGUUGAAGAGCCCUAUAACCAAGUGGCUGUGCUUGACCCGUUUGUUGGAGAGACAAGGUUGUUGAGAGAGGAAUGUUUCCAUGCUGAUUCUUUGAGUGCUUCAGGGUCUGAAAACAGAUUUGGUUCCUGGUGUUUCAGAGCAGGACAGUUUUAUGGCUGAAUGCUUAAGGAUGCAGAGGAGAGCAAGCAAACUCUCACCCUCAGACUCUUUGGCUUUGUGUGGAAUCUCUGUAAGACAGAGUCCAGCCUUGGAAUUGGUAGCAAUUAAGGAUCUGAAAACUGGUGAACAAGCUAGUGUCUGUGUUGCUACACAUUACCUGGCUGACAGGGAGAAGAAAGACUUGCUAAUAGCUGUUAGCUCAGAGAGCACACCCCAUCAGCCAGUGAAUUCUGUUAAGCAAGAAAAAUCAGGGUGUGAUCCUACAGGACAAGAAGAAAAAAGAGAACUUAAUUUUGCAAUGGGAAGCCACAGUGUAACCCUAAAAGACCCAACUCCCAGUGGUAUUUGGCCAAAGGGGUGGCAUGACGAAAAUUAUUGUAGAUGGACACUUGCAAUAGAUUUGUUGUUAUUGCUAAUGGUGAUUUUUGUAACUAAUGUGUUGGUAAUACCAAGAAUUGUAAAAAUAUACAAUGCGCUUAUUCUUUUGGAAAAUCCCUUGAACACGUUAAGAGUGAUGCAUAAGAACACACUUUAUGUUAAAAGACCUUGUGAUACUGAUAUUUCACAGUUAGUGCCUGUAAACAGUCUUGAAACUUUUCACAGGGGAAAAGACAUUCCAGACCUGGUGUGCUGUCUGAAAAGGGAAACUGAGGCACACUACCAUAUUGCUUUCACGGCUAAAUGCCAAGAUUCCUGCACUAUAAACAACAUUAAUAUCUACAGUAACUUGAUAUUAAUUGGGUUCCAAACAUUUGCCAGAGCUUGUAUGGAUAAAAUUGCUAUUUUCUUUAGCUCUUGGCAAGAUCACAUGAGACAUACAGGAGCCAUGCUGCAAAAGCAGAUCCAAUCCACUUUUGUUCUAACCAAGUUUUACCUUGAGUUUGUAAAGAAAUUAAAUCAUGUUAUUGAACAUGACUUUGAUAAACCAUUUCUGUUAUACACUGAUACAGCUUCUAACCCAAUACUAGCUGUAGUAAGACAGAACCAAGGAUGGGGAUCUCUUGGGAUGCAGUCAGCGACAUUUGUGUCAUCCCUUCCUGCAUCAAUUUUAUGUUGGGGGUGUGACCUUACUGACGUGAACUGGGGGGGAGGAAGGUCGCGGGUCUCCUGA